AUGAGAUCUAAAUGCCUUUUGCUUUUCCUUAUCAUUGCAUUUCUUGUUACAAGCACAAAUUUUGAUUUAUGUAAUGCAACGAGAGGCCCUCAUCAGCAUCCCGAGCCUAAACCGACUCCAAAACCUAACUCAAGCCCAAACCCAAGCCCUAAUAAGUCAAUCUUCAAUGUACUAGAAUAUGGAGCUAAGGGCAAUGGAGCCUCUGAUGACACCAAGGCAUUUUUAGAUGCAUGGGCUGAUACUUGCAAAGCGGCAGUGUCAACAAUGGUGGUUCCUUCUGGCUACAGGUUCCUCAUCGGUCCAAUCUCUUUCAUGGGGCCUUGUCAACCUAAAAUUGUUUUUCAGUUGGAUGGCAAAAUCAUUGCCCCUACAAGCCCCAAAGCAUGGGGUUCAGGUCUGCUGCAGUGGAUAGAAUUCAAGAAACUUGAAGGCGGUAUCAGAAUCCAAGGAAACGGCACCAUCGAAGGACAAGGAAGUGCUUGGUGGCCUAAUUUGAAACUCAAUACUUAUCAAGACAACGCGGGGAAAAUGCCUCAGACUAGACCCACAGCUUUGAGAUUCUAUGGGAGCUACAAUGUGACUGUCACAGGCAUCACCAUCCAAAACAGCCCUCAAUUUCACUUAAAGUUCGAUAACUGUCAAGCAGUUCAGGUGUUCAACAUGACAGUCUCUUCUCCUGGUGACAGUCCUAAUACUGAUGGAAUACAUCUUCAAAAUUCCGUUGAUGUCUCCAUUCAUCAUACCACCCUAAGUUGCGGGGAUGAUUGUGUCUCUAUUCAAACUGGAUGCUCCAACGUGCACGUGCACAACGUGGACUGCGGGCCAGGGCAUGGGAUUAGUAUUGGUUCACUGGGAAAGGGCAAGACACAAGCUUGUGUAUCUGAUAUCACUGUCCGCAAUGUUAGGAUGAAUAACACAUUGGCCGGUGUCAGAAUCAAGACUUGGCAGGGCGGCUCAGGCUCAGUACGCAACAUCAAAUUCUCCAACAUCCAGGUAUCAGAAGUCAAGACGCCUAUAGAUAUCGAUCAGUUCUACUGCGAUGGACCAAACCACUGCAAGAACGAAUCGUCAGCGCUGGCUCUAUCACAGAUUUCAUAUGAGAAGAUCAAGGGGACGUACACGGUUCAGCCAGUGUACCUUGCGUGUAGUGACAAUUUUCCAUGUUAUAACAUAUCCUUGACGGAUAUAGAGCUCAAGCCAUUGCAAGAAAACCUGCAUAUUUACGAUCCCUACUGCUGGGAUGCAUACGGGGAAUUGCACGCUCCAACGAUUCCUCCGGUUGAUUGUUUGCAGAGUGACAACAGGAAGAUAAAUGAGAGGUUGCUUGCUCAGGAUUCAUGCAAGUAGAAACUAGAAUUAUAUACAGUUCACGAGUGUAGUGAUGGUGAUUAUAUCCAUAGUUUGAUGGGUUGGUAG
Asparagus officinalis (garden asparagus) is the source of this 1416-nucleotide messenger RNA. RefSeq names its product polygalacturonase At1g48100-like. Gene Ontology annotation, biological process: carbohydrate metabolic process. The record is from RefSeq and is a predicted model, not a curated record. Gene Ontology annotation, molecular function: polygalacturonase activity. The transcript has 7 exons. Lineage: Eukaryota; Viridiplantae; Streptophyta; Magnoliopsida; Asparagales; Asparagaceae. Bases 1 to 1347 code for a protein of 448 amino acids.